This is a messenger RNA of Ceratitis capitata (Mediterranean fruit fly), 1661 nucleotides long. RefSeq lists its product as uncharacterized. The transcript has a single exon. Lineage: Eukaryota; Metazoa; Arthropoda; Insecta; Diptera; Tephritidae. The coding region runs from base 314 to 667 and encodes 117 amino acids. The record is from RefSeq and is a predicted model, not a curated record.
UGCCUGCCCAAACAAUCGUUACUAGCUGCUGCUCAUAGUAAGCUCAGAAAAAGCGAGUGAAUCACAACUAAAGUAACAUUUUGACGGCAAAGACUACCUACUAAGAAAGUGCGGAAAUAAGCGAAAUGCAGUGAAAUCACAGGAAAAACUAUUGUAAAUCCUAAAUAAAAUCGAACUGAACCGUUAUAAGCAUGGCAUAAAUAUGUUAAACGGAAAUGAAAUCACGUAAAUCCGAAUUAAACAACACACAACCUCAGCAACAAACAAAAGUAGCAAUCAUUCCACUCAAACAACGAAAAUAUUCAACAUCAAUAUGAUGCUUAUUACAAUGCUUAAUGCCAAUUGGGAGAAGCUCACCAUAAGCAACAAUAUAAAUUUAGGGAUAUUUAUGUUGCUCUUCAUGAUUUGCGCACUCGAGGUGAUACUGUUAAAAUUGACUACCGCCGACACCAGCACCGCCAUCAUAUUUGAGCGCGGCGACGCUGGAGAUGAUGAUGAUUCCAGUGAAUUUGAGGAAAGCAUUUACUAUGAAGAUCUGCGCAAUAAUUACGAACAAUGGACGCGAAGGCAAAUGCGCUAUCGACAGCAAAGUCAGAGGCAGGAGCAGGAAAUGCUUAGUCAUUUUCGUAGCCAACCACAACAGCAACAAGUGGUUAACACCUGUUAGCUGAAUUUGAAUGUUUUUGUUAUAAAAUUUUGUAGUUCGUGGGUAGUGGCAUUUAAUUUCGAAGUAUUAAUUAAUAAACGAAACAACAUUUUUCGGAAGACUUAAAAAAGAAUUUGUGAAGUAUUAAAUAUGUAAAAAUAUAUAUAUUUAUGUAUAUAUAUAUAUAUUUAUGAUAAUCGUUGCGUUUUUUGGCCGAUCUGCACAUUCUAAUUUGUGGCGCGUUGUAAAUAGUCUCCGCACGGAAAUGGAAUCUUAUGAGAAGCUAUCUCCUACAGAUGUUCAGCAGCACUUUCUAGAUGUUCGUCUUGGACUCGAACCAGUGCUUGUGUGGCUUGUGGCACUAAUACCCAUUUGGGUAUUGCGGUCCAUAUAAAUGGAAAUUUAAUAGAUUAAGCGUGCCAAAUUGUAUGUGUUUUGUAAGUCGGAAAUGACCGUUGAAGUAAAUUUAAUUUUAAAAUAACUGUUUUUUACUUUAUGCUUAAAUGAAAUAAUAUUAAUAGGAAAACAAAGUUAAUGAAAAGAAAGCAAUAAAAGGAAAAAAGCUCGAUUGAAAUAUACAUAAAUGCGAGUAUGUAUGUAAUUUUAAAAUAUAAUAGAAAAACUAUGUGAUAAGCGGGAAAUGAAUAUUUUAAAUUUGUCUCAAUAAGUUGCAAUUCAAAUGUUACAAAUAAAAAUAUAUUAACGUUAAAACUGCAAACGAACAUAAAUAUAUAUGUAUGUAUGUGCAUGCUCCUUUACACGUAGUACAAUAACUUCUCUGCUCAAUUAAAAAUUUAGAGCUGAACAUUUGCACCUGAGUGCGGAGUAAAUUUGGCUUUGUUAAAUACAUAUGUAUGUGUGGAUGAAUGUAGUCCCAGAGUCAACUUGUAUUUCCCUGUUUGAAACAACCCGUAUACCGUUAAUUAGUGUUUUUGAAUAUAUUUAUCAACAUAAUGUCGAGAUUAUUGCAAGCUCGGCCUUCACAGCGUUCAUGAACCUUUGCUUUUGAAUGCUU